AUGCAGCAAGGCUCUACGCCACCGAUUCAAACACAUUAUUCUCCACAUUAUCAUCAAUAUCCUAUUGCUCCAACAUUAUCAGCAUCGUCAUCGUCGUCGCUUCUUGUGGCUCAAUAUUAUUCAUCGACAAAUAGUCCUCAAUCAAUUAAAUCUGCUGAUACAUCUGUAUACGGAUCUCAUGUAUCGCCGUCGAAAAGCUCGGCAUUUCCAAAUAUUUCAUCGGCAUCAUCACGUUCAAAUGAUGUAGAUUCACGUCGCUUAAUUUUGCUUAAUUUACCUAUUGAUCUUAUUCGAGAAUAUCUCGAACUUUAUUUGGAACAUUUAUCCGGCGAAGCCGAAAUCGAACGCAUCGAAUAUUCUAAUCUUGAAGAUACAACUGUAAUGGUCACUUUUAAAACUGAUCUCGAUCUGACGGAGGUACGGCGUCGUCAUGCAGGCCGGCCAAAAUUAAAUGAAUCUGAGAUUUCUAUCAUUGAAGUUACACCACCAGCAACUGUAAUGAUACGCAAUCUACCAUCAGAUAUAUCACGCGACGUACUCGAGUUGUAUUUUUCAAAUCGACGUCGUAGUAAUGGUGGUCAAGUUAUUGAUGUUACACUUUAUGAUGAACAUCAACAUGCACUGGUCACAUUUGCUGAUCAUAAAGACGUACGUCGAGUUAUUAAACAUGAACAUUUAAUACAUGGACAUCGUUUAGAUGUACGAAUUUAUUAUAAACACAUGGGCAUUGAACCGUUUAUCGAUGCAUCGAAUAUUGAUAAACAACCCGAUCCAAUACGUUAUCGUGCUUCUGAUGAUAGUCGCUAUUUGUUUUUACUUAAAAAUCGCCCAUUACUUGAAGAACUUCGUGAAAAAUUAAAACCAUUAAAUGCCACUGUUAGUCUACAAACCGAAGGUUCGUUAGAAGUAGUCUAUAAUGGUACACGUUCAACAGUUAAACGACGUUUACAAUGGGCGAAUGAUGUCGAAAAAUUUGUUGAAUCUUUUCUCAAUGACCGUCUUGCUAUUUACAAAGUCCCGUGGAAUAACCACAAAAUACCAGUCAUUACCUGUGAACAACUUGCCGAUCUUUCGCUGAAAGAUAAUACACGUCUUUUUCAAUUGAUACCUUCAGAAAAUCAGCCGGAUAAUAUAAAAGUAACAGCAUUAAAAGAUCAUCUCGAUCGAGCUCUCAACGAACUUACUGAUAUGUUGACAACAUCGAAGAUAACAACAAACAAUACGAUUCCUUUGAAUGAUGCAGUUUAUCGCAGUAAACCAUUUACGCCAGCACGUGAUCCAAAAGUAAAUAAUCAUCGUUCAUCAGUAUUCCUUCGUUCAUCGCCAUUGAGACGAAGCAUGCAUAAUGCUGAAUUACCGUCGUCACUGUCAAAAACAACAGUCGACGAUUAUAUUGAUAAUUUACGCUUAUAUCAACUUGAUCUACUUGCGAUGCGUUUUGUUGAUUUAGCACGACAUACGUAUCUAAAUUUAAGCAUUGAUAUCGACCGAACAGGCCGACGAGUUCAUCUAUGUGGUCCACCUGAUCAAGUCACUGUUUGUAAAAAUUAUUUUGAAUCUAUACUCAAUAGUCUAGUUCAUAGACAUUAUAAAAUAGGAAAAGAACUGGCAGUUUUUCUAUCGAAUCCUGAUACAGUCGAAUUGAUAAUUGGGAAUUUAGUAGUUGCGGAUCAUGUGUGUGCCUACGAAAUUGAACGUAUAAGUAAUAAUCAUCGGCGAAGUUCAGCAUCGCCAACAAGAAAUCUCAAUACGGUCGAUACAUUAUCAAAUAAUAACGGGAGUUACCAUCACAAACUUAUUCUCUAUAGUUUAACACGUGAUACUUGUGAUCAAGUUUAUGAUUUAAUUCGACGUGAUGUACACAUUAGCUCGAUAAUGCUCGAUAAAGAUGAUAAACGUUGUUUGACAAGUGACUCAUGGAAUGGACAUAUACGUGAUUUGUAUUCAAGUUCGGGUGGUUUUCGGCGUCGGCGUGUGCUGGUACAAGUCAAGCAAAACCAUUUGAAAUUAGUUGGUUUUAAACAAGAUGUUGAUAACAUGCGCAAACGUAUUAAUGAUUAUUUUGUUGAAAAUUCUAUUUCAUACUAUGAAUCAGAUUGA
Rotaria socialis is the source of this 2100-nucleotide messenger RNA. The record is from the annotation of a GenBank genome assembly. NCBI's taxonomy places the organism in Eukaryota, Metazoa, Rotifera, Eurotatoria, Philodinida, Philodinidae.